CCAGAAAGGAUUCCCGGAGCCACUGAGUUAAGGAAAGCAAUUUUGUGGGGCUGGUCCUCAGACACAGGAGAGCAGCCUUUGGGGUGUGGGCUGGCAACAGAAUGGGGUGACUUAUGUGAGUUUCCAGGUCUCAAUCUGGAAACUGAGGCAACUACCCUAUGGUUUAGGCAAGCAGGUGUACAGAAGCCAGAACAGCAGGGUUAGAGUUCAAACAGCCGUUCUUACCUGAGAUGAAUGUAACUGUGCUUUAUUGCUUCAAGGGGCGCAUGUAGGGCCGGAGGGUGAGGACUGGGGGGAAAGGCUCUAAGCCAGGGGGGGCGCUAAAGGGGUGGAGCUUAUGCAGGGGGCAGGGAGUCUGCUCUGGUGGCACUGAGAGUCGGCGGCUCAGGCCGAUGGAUGGGCUUAGAACCUUGAGCCUAUGAUCAGCUUAGGCAUCAGAGGUUCGGGCUUCCAACCAUCUGCUUUGUCCAAAGACGUUCCGCUGGAGAGAAGCUGGGAGGCUCGAACACCAUCCUGUCUGGGUUGGGCACAAGCGACUCGAAGUGCACGCUCUUUCUUGGCAGGACCAGGUCUCUCUGGGGCGGGAUGGCCCAGGAGCUCGGCGAGAAGGAGCUACUGAGGAUGGAGGUGGAGCAGCUGAAGAAGGAAGUGAAGAACCCAAGAGCUCCGAUUUCCAAGACAGGAAAGGAAAUCAAGGAUUAUGUGGAGGCCCACGCAGGAAACGACCCUCUUCUCCAAAGCAUCUCUGAGGACAAAAACCCCUUCAAGGAGAAAGGCACUUGUAUGAUUAACUGAUGGUCCCAGGGCCCCUCGCCCUGACCUCCUGUCCCUCCUCAGCCCCACUGCUCCCCCAGAACCUGUCCUGGGACACCCAGAGAGUCAGUGAAUUUCCACCUUCUCUCAGCCACAGAAGAGGAAAGAGACAGACCUGCUUCGGGUGGUCCUGGCGCUUUGCUGUCUGUGGGUGGCUUUGGUCAGGGACAACGUUCUGCAGGCGCCAUCUUCUGGAAAACGCUGCUCUUGGGGGCAGUUCCUUCAAGGGAAUUGUUGGGGAGGACAAGGGGUUCUACCCUGAGCUACUGGGGCUGGAACAGAAGGAAAUGUGGAGGGGGUUUCAGAGGCUGGAGCAAGGGGUCGGGGGGACGAGACGGGGGGACAGGAGGGGUGGUGGCGAGCUCAUAAGUGUUUUACUAAAUGUGAGUUAAGUACCAUUAGUGAGUUACGGAAUCAAUUCAGGAGAUUGUAACCAACUUUUAAAAAGGAAAAAAAUGUGAGUGUACAGUACUUUUACAUGUAGUAAAGGUGAAUAUUGUUUCUUAAAGUUUUAAAAAAUAUAUUUUUUAUUGAUUACAGAGA
Myotis davidii is the source of this 1356-nucleotide messenger RNA. It is a transcript of the gene GNGT2, whose product is annotated as guanine nucleotide binding protein (G protein), gamma transducing activity polypeptide 2. The coding region runs from base 586 to 795 and encodes 69 amino acids. Lineage: Eukaryota; Metazoa; Chordata; Mammalia; Chiroptera; Vespertilionidae. Gene Ontology annotation, molecular function: G-protein beta-subunit binding. The record is from RefSeq and is a predicted model, not a curated record. Gene Ontology annotation, cellular component: heterotrimeric G-protein complex. The transcript has 3 exons. Gene Ontology annotation, biological process: G protein-coupled receptor signaling pathway.